CAGUUUUUCCUGGUCUGAUCUGUCACAUGACGGAGAACGCCUGGCUCCGGAUGGCCAGAAACACCUUUGCCCAACAUUUACCAAUGGUAGUGUUAUAACUCUAAUAUGGCAGGCUGAACUCAAAAGAAACCAUGUCGCGCCAAGAUCCUGGUAUGUCAGUGUUCACCUUUCAGUCUGCAGUGCACAGCGCCCAUGUUCUCCAGUGUCUGAAUGACCAGAGGCAACGGGACUUCCUGUGCGAUGUAACGGUGGUGGUGGAAAACAGAGGUUUUCGGGCCCAUUGCUCUGUCUUGGCUUCCUGCAGUGAAUACUUUCACAGCAGGGUUAGCAAUGGUACCAGACAGAAUCCCAUCAUCACCUUGCCUGAUGAGGUGACUGUUGAGGGUUUUGAACCUUUGCUUCAGUUUGCCUACACAUCAACACUGCCCUUCACCAAAGAAAACAUUCACGCCAUUCACAGUAGUGCUGAGUUUUUAGGAUUUCACAACUUGGAGUCAGCAUGCUUUGAUUUCCUUAUCCCAAAGUUUUCUGAAGGCAAAAGAACCUCACAGGAGGUCAGGCGUAGAGCCUGUUGUCUAAGUCGAGAUCCCAGUGCCAGUGUUGGCCCCAGCGUAGAGAGCAGCCAACCAAAAUCAUUUGAGUCACACAGCUCAGUGCCUUCAAGUGGUGAUGAACAAACAGAUUUCCCAUCACAGUGUCCUCAGAGUGCACAGGGUCAGGCGAACAGCGGGGAGGAACACUUCUGUUUGGAGAACUGUGGGCCACAAAUGGCCCCCUUAUCUCUGGAGUUAACAGCAAAUGGCGUGUGCCCCAUGUUGUCUUUGCCAUGCCCAGACUCCAGCAAAGCAGAUCAUCCCUCUCAGUUCAGCGAAAGAGACAUUUUAGACAUAGGAGAUGUGUGUAAUCAAAGUGAGUUGAGUUUGGCAGACUGUGGCUUACCCUGUGAGCUGUCAACCCCAGGGGAUGUGAAUCCGCCAGAACUCAUUGAGCCAGCAGGCAGAGAUGUUAAGCAGACUGUUGAGACGCUUGGUGCUGAAACUGACUGCAAUCCCAAUUCAUGUCCACUCAACACAUCAGGGACGGAAGACUGCAGUGACUUAUUAGAGCAGAAUGAGGCUGGCCUUGAACAGAAAAUGGAAGGUGAUCUCUCAGACCCUACACUAACUGCUCUAAGCCACGAAGAGGGAAUUGGGGAGAGAAGCAGUGUGGAGAGGGAGGUGGCUGAACAUCUGGCUAAGGGAUUUUGGCCUGACCUAUGCCCAUCUCAGGCUCAGCCACUCCCAUUGGAACACAUGGACCAAAACAAUCUGGCAAAAGCAUCUGACUUUCACUGGCUUAAGCAGCUCGACCUGAGCUCCAGUGUAGGAGACUGUCCCUUCCUGAGGGAUUUUGGGACAGGUGAUGACCCAGCCACACGCACUGACACCCUGUCCCAGUCGGAGAAGAGCCCCUACAUGUCCUCCUCGCUCAACUCUGGGGACGACUCAGAUUUGGACACAGAUGAAGAUGCCGAGGCCAACAGCAAAAGAGCAGCAGAGAUUCAGCUCCCAUUCCCAGUGGAGCAGAUCUCAGCGCUGAGCCGGAGUGCCUUCCAGCAGCUUCUUAGACACCAUCCUCUGACUCAAGACCAGCUGGAGUUUGUCCAUGACGUGCGUCGACGAAGCAAAAACCGCGUGGCUGCACAGCGCUGUCGAAAGAGAAAACUAGACAGCAUACAAGAACUAGAAUGUGAAAUCAAAAAAUUAAAAACUCAGAAAGAGCAGCUGCUGCAGGAGCGAACUGAGCUCGUGCAAAACCUGGAGGAGACGAGGCAGAGCCUGUGUGGGUUAUAUAAGGGUGUCAGCAUUGACUCUGGCUCUGAUCAGGACCACUUGCAGCUUCUUGCCAAAGUCUCCUCGUCAGACUCCCCCAUGUCAUCCCCUAGCCUUUUGGGUAAAGAUGAGGAGUCCCAGAUCACUAUUGAAAUGGUAAGUUGUUCCUCAGAGUAUGACCCAAGCAAGCUGCCUGCAGGCUCAGUUCAGACGGCUGCACCAGCGGCUGGCACACAGACAGAGGAUGCAGGUUCUCCACAGAGCUGCCCUGUUCCUGCGCCUCAGCUCGAUGUCUGUCUGGACAUUAACAACAGCUUAUAAUUGGACUAAAUUUCCAUUUUAAUGUUCUAAUCUUACAGGACCAGGAAGCAGGGGUUGGACACUGAGUAUUUACUGUAAUCCCUUUUUUGGGAUAGAUAUGCUUUCCUGUGUAUGUAACUGACCGGUUUUCUGCCUGAUGUAGGUAUCUUAAAGUGACAUAGAGAAAUGUCAGAUAUCCUUUACUGUAUUUCUAAUAUGCAUUUCACCGUGGUAAAUACAAACUCCAGUAUUUAUCACUUAUCCAAAUGUUUCAAUUUCUAAAUUAGGAGGAUGCGUCUUAAAAUUGAGUUUGUUUUUCUCAGGGAAACUCAUAACCUGACUGUGUUUUGAUAACUAAAAGAAUUCUUGCUGCAUACCCACCCCUGGCACACAUGGUUAUGAAAUCAAGAUGUUUCUUUAAUUAAUCUAUCAUUAUAUUCUUAGCACAUUCUGUAUUAUUAUACCACUAGACUGUUUCCUGGAAUAUUAUGCACAGCACUAACAUAACUUUUUUUUACUGUAGAUUACGAAGAAUUGUUACAGCUAACAUUAAUUCUAAACAGCAUUAUCUGAAUGCCAGUGCAUAGUUUGAAUCAAUAACUGUUAGCUUUCCCCAAAUAUUUGAGGAAUAGCUCCGGUGUGUCUGAAAGUAUUACAAGGGAACAUAAGAAUUGUAUUUGAUGCAAAAUGUGCCUUAUGCAGUAGUGUAGUAUCAGUACAGAAAGGUAAAGGCAAUCUUUGUAUAUUCUUGUCUCAAGCACUGUUGCACAUUAACCCAAUACCCAUAUUGAUGGCAUUCUCUUACGUAAAGAUCAUGUCUUCAUUUUCAGUAUUUUUUAUUAAAUGCUUUCAUGUAUUAUAGAUUUAAAUAAACAACACUUUGUUACCA
This is a messenger RNA of Centropristis striata (black sea bass), 3000 nucleotides long. Its product is annotated as transcription regulator protein BACH1-like. Lineage: Eukaryota; Metazoa; Chordata; Actinopteri; Perciformes; Serranidae. Gene Ontology annotation, molecular function: protein binding; RNA polymerase II cis-regulatory region sequence-specific DNA binding; DNA-binding transcription factor activity, RNA polymerase II-specific. The transcript has 5 exons. The record is from RefSeq and is a predicted model, not a curated record. The coding region runs from base 132 to 2132 and encodes 666 amino acids. Gene Ontology annotation, biological process: regulation of transcription by RNA polymerase II.